Molecule: messenger RNA, 2315 nt
Organism: Solenopsis invicta (red fire ant)
Lineage: Eukaryota; Metazoa; Arthropoda; Insecta; Hymenoptera; Formicidae
Gene: Fem
Product: transformer homolog A
Exons: 10
Coding region: 450-1865 (471 amino acids)
Source: RefSeq, a predicted model, not a curated record
CAAAGUUGCAAGUUACAUGUCGCAAUAUGGUGGAGUGUUACGUGCAUUAUGUGAUAGUUUCAAUAAAAUAUUAAAUUUAUUUUUUAUUUUAACUAUUGUAGAUGAAAAUAUUAGUACUAACUUGUGAAACAAUAUUCAGAAUAAUUCGAAAGUCUAUUUUAGACUUUGAAUAUUCAAAUACGUUGUCUUGUGUACUUGAAAUUGUUAAUAAUUUUGAUCCGUUUCGCUUAAAGUAUACAAGACUUCAAAGUCAUAAAAAUCUUUAACUGGUUUAUUCUACCGAAGAAUCGAACAUCUCUUCCGCAAUUAUUUACGAUUUCGUUGGGUGAAUUUUGGAAUUGACUUACUAUUACUGGUCUACAAAAUAGGCACGGUCUUAAUUCACUGUGCAAAGACUAGCAGAUACAUUGUGGUCAAAAUUUUUUUCUUGUUCACGAAGAUUUAAUGCAAUGCAUCCAUUGAGAUCAACAACUUUCAAAGGUGAUGAGGAAUCAAGAUCAACACGUAAUGAAGAUCACAAUACUUAUUCAGUUUUACGUUCAAGAACUGAAGAAGAAAAACAAAGACGUAGGCGAGAAUGGCAACGUCAGCAAGAACGAGAGAGACAACACGAAAAAUUGAAACAGCAAAAGAUUUUAGAGUAUGAAAGAAAACGUGCACAAGAUUUAAAAUAUGCUAAGGAAAAAUCCUCGUGUCACAGCAGAAGUAAAAGUAGCAGUGAGUCUCCCUCUCAUCAUCGGUACAGAGAUAGAUCUACAUCAAUUACUUCCAAAUCUGGUAGUCUGCAUGAAAAAUUAGAUGGAUCUACGAGUGGAUCAGUACCUUUGUUUAGAGGUCCUGAGAAUGCACAAAUUAAUACUAUGGAACUACGUCGAAUUAAAGUUGAUAUUCAUAGAAAUAUUCCUGUAAAAGGACCUGUUAGCGAACUGGAACGAGAUAUACUUAAUCCUGAAGAUGUGAUCGUCAAGAGAAGAGAGGGAGAAGGGUGUAAACCAAUAUUCGAUAGGGAAGAAAUAAAGAGGGCUGUAGCCAAAACUAAUGAAGUGGAAGAACGACGUACAGUUGUAGCUAUAGAUAAAGAACAAUCAGCCUCGGUAAUGAAGGCGUAUACUUCGAGAAAACGAUCUUCAUCUUUGAGUCCUAGCAGAAAUCGUAUUUAUAAUUCUGGACAUCUGUCUUCUUAUCAAUCAAGACGUCGUAUGGAUUUGAAGCAUCAGGAUAGCAAGAUGGAAAAUCGGGAUAUUCGAAAAAAUGAUAGGAGAAGUAAUAUAGAGAAACAUAGAGAAUAUAAAGACAAAUAUACAGAAAGAGAUACAACUAAACAUGAUAAUCGAUCGCGUUCUAAAGAACCGCGCAACUCACAUUCCAGAUCAUUUAUAGAAGAGAGAUCUUAUCGUGACAGAUAUCGUGAAAGAUCAAAUGAAUAUUCUUAUGAAAGAAGGGAUAGCGAUAGGGAUAGGGAUAGGGAUAGGGAUAGGGAUAGGGAUAGAGAUAGAGAUAGAGAUAGGGAUAGGGAUAGGGAUAGGGAUAGAGAUAGGGAUAGGGAUAGGGAUAGAAAUAGAGACAGAGAUAGAGAUAGGGAUAGAGAAAGAAAUAGAGACAGAGAUAGAUCCAGGGAACGAAGAGAUAUAGCACCACAUUAUAUUGAAUCACCAAUACCUGUGCCUAUCUAUUAUGGCAGUUUUCCUCCAAGACCAAUCGUAGUAAGUCCUAUGGUUCCAUUAAGAGGACAGAUUCCUUCUAUGGGAAGAGGUAGACAUCCAACUUUAAUGGCACCAAUCAGACCAUUUCCACCACGAUUUGUUCCUCCAGAUAUGUAUAGAUUGGGACAUCCACCCCCAAAUCCAAGAUAUGGACCAUUUUAAAAUAAGAAAAUGGUCGAUUAUCAUCGUAAUAUUUCAGCCAAUGGCAUUUUAGACAGAUAAUAGAUAACAAUAGAAGCAAAUAUUUUAAUCUUCACUUUUUAUAUGUAAGAAUGUCUCAAUGACUAAUCAUUUUUCAAUUUUUUUAUCAUUUGUGAUACACAUUUAAAUUUGGCAUGUUUUGGAAAAUGCAACUAUGAAAAUGAAUUGCAACAAUUAUAAUAUUUAAAUUAAUACGUUCCGUGUCGGAAUUUUAUGUGAUUUGUUCACCGGUGAUUGGUUCAUCUACGCAGCAUAGUUAUUAUAUUUAUGAAAUUGUAUUAUAUAACUAAAGAAUUGCAAAAAAAAUAUAAAAAAAUCAAUGCAAUAUAAAGUGGAAUGCAGAACAAACAAAAAAUACUUUAAUUAAUUAUUUAGUUAAUAAAAAACUAACAUGUUUCUUUAUAGCCAAAA